Molecule: messenger RNA, 273 nt
Organism: Microthlaspi erraticum
Lineage: Eukaryota; Viridiplantae; Streptophyta; Magnoliopsida; Brassicales; Brassicaceae
Source: the annotation of a GenBank genome assembly
AUGAACAUCUUCCAAGAUUGGCCUGAGCCUAUAGUCCGUGUCCAAUCCUUAUCCGAAAGCAACCUCCAAGCCAUACCAAAUCGCUACGUCAAGCCUCUAUCUCAGCGUCCAAACUUACCCUCUCACAACCACCACAACCCUCACAACACCACCAUCCCCAUCAUUGACUUAGGUCUCUUACACACAGACGACAUAACUCUACAGGCCAAAACGCUUGAUGAGAUCUCCAAAGCUUGUAGAGAACGGUGGAUUUUGGCAGGUUUUGACAAAUAA